AUGCCGGUCUUCUCGGGGAAGCACUGCGACCUCAAGUCCAAAUCUGACAACGACGGCAGCGGGGAACCGCGGUCCUGGCCGUCAUGCUCCUGCAGCUCCAUGAUGAGUUUGCCAUCACCACCAGUGGCCGCAUCAAACGGAUCGACCACGCCGCCAGACAAGAAAUCCCCUCACUCGGAACAUUCGCCCAAUGGCAACUCGCCGGCCGCUUUCCCCUUCAGUAGUCACCAGUCUGCCAAAAUCUGUCUGAAGGCGGCGAUCAACAUUGCUCAGUCUUUUGACGACCUUCCGUAUCCCAACCCAUUUGGCCAGCUGUGCCCUGCACCAUGUUAUCUGGCACCCACUUCGACUAUUGUGUGUCCGAGGACCAUGCCCUCGUUCGCUUGUUGCGCCAUGCAGUGCGCUUACGCGUUGCUAAUGGUCAACCACAAGACCAAAGCAAUGUACCCGGAGAACGCAUUGGCCACGCCGAUGGUGGAAAGCCUUCUGAUCCGCCUACAGACGGGGUUGGCCUCCAUAUCGGCAACGUUGGAGAACUAUGCCACGGCGUUUGAGGCACUUGGCGGGAUGCGCGACCAAAUCCGGAGCGUAAUCGAACCCACCAUGAUGUUUGACACUCCGGUCUAG
Molecule: messenger RNA, 627 nt
Organism: Colletotrichum spaethianum
Lineage: Eukaryota; Fungi; Ascomycota; Sordariomycetes; Glomerellales; Glomerellaceae
Exons: 2
Coding region: 1-627 (208 amino acids)
Source: RefSeq, a predicted model, not a curated record